Messenger RNA from Loa loa (African eye worm), 201 nucleotides. RefSeq lists its product as hypothetical. The coding region runs from base 1 to 201 and encodes 66 amino acids. NCBI's taxonomy places the organism in Eukaryota, Metazoa, Nematoda, Chromadorea, Rhabditida, Onchocercidae. The transcript has 2 exons. The record is from RefSeq and is a predicted model, not a curated record.
AUGGAAGUUACUAAGUCAGCGAAAAGUGAUUUGCACAAAGUGGUAGUGAAUAGUCAGUGUCGGCUACCAAUAAACUGUGACCGUUGGAGAAUGAGAAGAAAAAUUUAUAUGACGGAUACGGAAAGCAAAAGAAAGGGGAAGGAGUGUUUAACAAAGUUAACAGUAAAUCGAACUAAAAUCGACACUAAAAUGUGGUCGUAA